Erythranthe guttata (spotted monkey flower) is the source of this 3912-nucleotide messenger RNA. The record is from RefSeq and is a predicted model, not a curated record. Lineage: Eukaryota; Viridiplantae; Streptophyta; Magnoliopsida; Lamiales; Phrymaceae.
AAAGGGCUGAAUACCCGACCCAAACAAGGCGGCGCGUGUAAUUUUACAUUUUCUCCGGAAUUUUCUGUUUUCUUUUGACGCUAUAUAUAGAACCUGCUUCUCCGUUGCAAUCCCGUUGAAUGUCGGUUUGCCGGCGAAUAGUUUCCGGUGCUGCUCGUACUUCGUAUUCUCGUUCUCCCUUUCCUUCUGGAAGCUUCGCUUUCGUUCGCCGAUUCUCCUUCACUCUCACUCACUACUCAGUGUUCCCUUUGACCAUGCCUCGGAACCAGAAAAGGGGAAGUUUUAAAGAAAAUAGAUGGGUAGAGAAGAAGAAACCCGAUGGACCAUCUACCUCAUCAUCUGGAUCGCAGAGUUUCACUAAUGCAACCGCUGAAGCUGUUUCUGAAAGAUUUGACACAUUGAGUAUUGCAGAAAGCAAAGAGCAUUCUGUUGCUUCAGUGCCAUCAGUACAAUUUGGGAGCAUCGGGCAAAAACAUCAUGCACCUGUUCGUGAACAGAGAGCUGUGUGGAAGCCCAAAUCAUAUGGAACAGUAAGUGGAGCUACAACAGUAGAAGUUGAUAAAGCUCCACUUGAUCAUAAAACGGUACUGGGCAAUGGAACUCAAACAGAAUCUACUGGGAAAUCUAAUGCUGUUUUGAGUAAUUUGUUCAGUGGUAGAUUAUUGGAGAACUUCAUCGUGGACAACUCGACAUGCUCAGUUGCACAAGUUAGAGCAACAUUUUAUCCAAAAUUUGAGAAUGAGAAGUCGGAUCAAGAGGUUAGAACAAGGAUGGCAGAGAUGGUUUCGAAAGGCUUAGCUACAUUGGAGGUUUCCUUGAAGCAUUCGGGAUCACUUUUCAUGUAUGCUGGACACGAGGGAGGAGCAUAUGCCAAGAAUAGCUAUGGGAAUAUUUAUACUGCUGUUGGCGUCUUUGUACUUGGGCGCAUGUUUCGUGAAGCAUGGGGUUCACAGUCCAGCAAGAAGCAAGCCGAGUUCAAUAAGUUCCUUGAGAGCAACCGUAUGUGCAUAUCAAUGGAACUGGUUACUGCUGUAUUAGGAGACCAUGGGCAACGUCCUCGCGAGGAUUAUGUGGUCGUGACUGCAGUCACCGAGUUGGGUUGUGGAAAACCAAAAUUCUAUUCAACUCCUGAUAUAAUUGCUUUCUGUAGGAAAUGGCGGCUACCAACAAAUCAUGUCUGGUUAUUCUCAACAAGGAAGUCUGUGAUAUCAUUUUUUGCUGCUUACGAUGCACUCUGUGAGGAAGGAACAGCCACAACUGUAUGUAAGGCACUCGAUGAAGUUGCAGACGUAUCUAUUCCUGGAUCAAAAGAUCACAUAAAGGUGCAGGGUGAAAUCUUGGAAGGUCUAGUUGCUCGUAUAGUAACCCGUGAGAGCUCAGAACAUAUGGAGCACGUCUUGAGAGAAUAUUCCCUACCACCGUCGGAGGGAGCUGACCUGGGAUCCAGUCUGCGGGAAAUCUGCGCUGAAAAUAGAAGUGAUGAGAAGCAGCAAAUUAAGGCACUUCUUGAGAGUGUCGGUACCUCUUUCUGCCCAAAUUCUUUGGAUUGGUUUGGAAAUGAUGUAGCUGAUGGCCAUUCAAGAAAUGCAGAUAGAUCUGUUGUUUCCAAAUUUCUGCAAGCGCGCCCUGCAGAUUAUUCCACUAUCAAAUUACAGGAAAUGGUUCGUUUAAUGACGGAAAAGCGCUUCCCCGCUGCUUUUAAGUGUUAUCAUAAUUUUCAUAAAAUCAGCUCCGUGGCAAGUGACGAUCUUCAUUUUAAGAUGGUCAUUCAUGUCCACAGUGAUUCAGCUUUUAGACGGUACCAGAAAGAGAUGAGGCACAAUCCAGGACUAUGGCCACUUUAUCGAGGGUUCUUUGUGGACCUAAACUUAUUCAAGGAUAAGAAGGGGAUAGCAGUGAAAUCCUCCCAGGAAAUUAAUUCUGGGAGUGGCACAAAUGGUGCAUCUGCAAAAGAUGGUUUAGCUGAUGAAGAUGCAAACCUGAUGAUCAAGUUGAAAUUCCUCACAUAUAAGAUAAGGACCUUUUUGAUCCGGAAUGGCUUGUCGGUUCUUUUUAAACAAGGUGAAGCUGCAUACAAGGCCUACUACCUGAGGCAAAUGCAGAAAUGGAAUACUUCAGCUGCAAAGCAAAGAGAACUGAGCAGGAUGCUGGAUGAAUGGGCUGUACAUAUUCGUAGAAAAUAUGGACACAAACAACUGUCUUCAUCCACGUACCUAAGCGAAGCUGAACCAUUCCUGGAGCAGUACGCGAAGCGCAGUCCGAAAAAUCAGGCUUUGAUAGGAUCUGCUGGAAGUUUCGUGAGAGCUGAAGAUUUUAUGGCCAUCAUCGAGGGCCGCAGAGACGAAGAGGGUGACCUUGAGCCAGAGAGAGAUAUAAUACCUUCUAGUCCGACUCCGAUGGUGAAGGAAGUCAUUAGGAAGGACGAGGGACUCAUCGUCUUCUUUCCAGGAAUACCUGGUUGUGCUAAGUCAGCUCUUUGUAAAGAGAUAUUGAGUGCCCCUGGAGGACUUGGUGAUGAUCGUCCAGUCCAUAGUCUGAUGGGUGAUCUUGUCAAAGGAAAAUAUUGGGUAAAGAUUGCUGAAGAGCGGCGCAAGAAACCUUAUUCUGUUCUCCUUGCAGACAAAAUGCCCCCAUUGAGAAUUUGUUUGGGUGGCGUAAUUUGUCUAUUAUGGAAAUCUCUGCAGAUUGAGGACAUGUGUCGUCGCACCAAGGCAUCUGCAAUUCCAGUUGUACCUGAUUCAAAAGGGACUGAAUCAAAUCCAUUCUCUCUCGACGCCCUUGCUGUUUUCAUAUUCCGAGUGCUUAACCGUUCUAAUCACCCAGGAAAUCUUGACAAGUCAUCUCCAAGUGCUGGCUACGUGUUGUUAAUGUUCUACCAUCUAUACGAUGGCAAGAAUCGCACGGAGUUUGAGGCUGAGCUAAUAGACCGUUUUGGUUCGCUUGUGAAGAUGCCCUUAUUGAAACCCAAUAGAGCUCCUUUGCCUGAAUCUGUAAGGUCUACUUUGGAGGAAGGAUUAGAUCUGUACAAGCUUCAUACGAGGUGGCAUGGGAGAUUGGAAUCCAGCAAAGGCACGUAUUGUAAGGAGUGGGCUAAAUGGGAGACUCAAUUGCGUGAGACUUUGCUUCGAAAUGUUGAAUAUCUCAAUUCUAUUCAGGUCCCGUUUGAAUCUUCUGUAGAAAAUGUUCUCAAACAACUUAAAGCAAUUGCUAAGGGAGAAUAUACAGCACCACCUAGUUCUGAAAAACGGAGCUUCGGUACCAUUGUCUAUGCCGCUGUCGAUCUGCCAGUUUCAGAAAUCCUAGAUCAGCUUCAUAACUUAGGUGAGAAGGAUCCUAGAAUCGAAGGUUUCCUCAAGGACAAGAAUUUGAAAAGCAGCCUUACAAAAGCCCAUUUGACCCUCGCUCACAAGAGAAGUCACGGUGUAACUGCUGUAGCCAAUUACGGUCCAUAUGUCCACCAAAACGUACCAAUCGAUAUGCGUGCAAUAUUAUUCUCGGAUAAAACUGCAGCAUUUGAAGCUGAACCUGGUGUAGUUGAAGGUGAGAAGUUGACUUCGAAAAACGAAUGGCCACAUGUCACAUUAUGGACUGCUCAAGGAGUUCAAGCCAGAGAUGCAAAUACGUUGCCUAAUUUACUUGCUGAAGGAAAGGCUACUCGUGUCGAGAUCAACCCGCCUAUCACAAUAACUGGAGUUUUAAAGUUCUUUUGAAUGUUGUUUUGGUGGGGUUAGCUUUUCUCAUAAUUUGGGUUUUAAAAUUCGAAGUUGAAUUGUCGAGGGGUGUAAUAAUCUGAACAAUACUGCAAGUUUGGAGAAUAGUUUUGUAGCAUAGGUUUUCCACUCCGAUAACGAAAAUGAUGAUGAUGAAUACAAUGAUACGAAUAAAGAGUGAAAAUAAAUUAUUGUUUGCUAA